Sitophilus oryzae (rice weevil) is the source of this 1718-nucleotide messenger RNA. RefSeq lists its product as uncharacterized. The transcript is spliced from 8 exons. Bases 221 to 1651 code for a protein of 476 amino acids. The record is from RefSeq and is a predicted model, not a curated record. Lineage: Eukaryota; Metazoa; Arthropoda; Insecta; Coleoptera; Curculionidae.
AAAUUGUAAGUUUUUUAUACAAAAAAAUAACUUUUAAUUAACAUUGAUAACCCAUUAUAUCAUUAAUUAUGUAAGUACACACUAAAUAACUACAUAUAUAAAAGGUCAAAGGGGUCUGUGUUAUUCAGCAUGCGAGUAAACAAAACAAGAAAAUAUUGUUAUUAAGAUUCCUAAGUUAAAACUAAGCAUCAGUUGGAAAGUUAUAAUACUUAUAAUCGUCAUGUUUGCGUUUAAAUUUUUAAUGUUAUGUGGCCUAAUAUGUGUUUCGAUGUCUUCGGAAUCAUCCGAGGAAGUGGAAAGAAUAUUGGAAAAUCCCAAACUAGCGCCUUUUCUUAAACAACAGGUAAAGAAGUAUUAUGAAAACAAUAAGUUGAAGGCCAUAUCUGACAUUUUUGAAUCAGUCCUAGGGCAACUACCAAAUCUAACUUUCGUCGCAUGGCAGAAUGUGUAUGACACAAAAGGCAACGUUGUCGAAAUAAGGACAAUUGAAUUAUUCUUCCCUGGAAUUGGUAACUCGUCGGAUCUGUUAAACAACGAUGAAGAUGACGAUGAUGAAGGAUUAGAAGAGAUUCAAAACAAAUAUUUCCCGUUGAUGUCUAAAGCCGGAAUAAGACUAGAGGCUGGUAAUGAAGAAUACGAUAAAGAGGGUACACUUGAAAGCUUUAGUUACAUAGACAGCUUCAAUACGUAUGCUUUUACUGACGGUAUAUAUUUGGUAAAUAAAACUAUAGAAGUAGACAACAAAUCUGAGAUAGAUCAAAAGAUUGAAGAAUUCCGAAAGGGUCCCAAUCCCGUAACCGUACUGACAUUCGACAAAGAGAAUAAGUUUAUUCCUGCCGAAUCAGUAGUUGUUCCUACAUAUUUAGCUGCUGCUAGCUCUUUAAGUAAAAGAAGUAAGGAUGACGACUCAAGCGAGGAAUCGUCGAAAGUGCCCAUCCCCGAAGCCUUGGUGGAAUUUGUCAAACUGGUUGAAAAAUGUAAUCUAAACGUUUCGAUAAUUGGAUCUGGAAAAACAUAUGCGCCCUCAGGUUGGACCAAAGCAGACACAAGUGUAGUUUUCAAUAUGCCUCAAAAUACGGAUGCCGUUACAGAGCCUACCCUAAACGCCGAAAAAAUGAAAAAAUACUUAACAAAAAUUGAAGAAUUGUCUCCUAACGUUGGAGCUAAAACACGAGUAGUAAAAAUAAAAGACGGCCACAGUCAAGAAGUGGAGGCUAAAGAGUAUAACAAAAAACACACAAUAUCUUCUCCAAACUAUAGGCUGUUAACUAAUUACCAAAAUGGAGUCCAGGGCUACAACGUUCCAGAAAACAAGACAAAUGCUGUACUUCAUAAUUAUAUUAUAACCAAUCCCAGCGAUCCUGUAAGGAAUGUUCAAGUUGUUACAUCUGACGUGGUAAUAGAGGAUCGAAGCAAAUCAGAUACGUUUCCACCAAAAACUCUGGAAGAAAUAGAGAAAAUGCUUUCCCAGCUGGUAUUCUCCAUAGAUGAUUCUAGUUUGUUUGCCAAAUUACUUGUACAGGAACUGGACAAGAAAUUCCCAGAGCAAAAUCAUCAAGCCUUAAUCGGUGUAGACACUUUUAAUUUAGGUGCAAAGCCGUAUGCUCAUUUAAAACUGGCUGAAACCAGCGUAGUUGUUUUUAUUAAGUAAACAAAAUAUUCAUUUUUAUGGAAAAGAAAUUAAAUUUGUAUAUUAAAAUAAAAAUGGUGUAUACACA